Letharia columbiana is the source of this 1203-nucleotide messenger RNA. RefSeq lists its product as uncharacterized. Lineage: Eukaryota; Fungi; Ascomycota; Lecanoromycetes; Lecanorales; Parmeliaceae. Gene Ontology annotation, cellular component: membrane. Bases 1 to 1203 code for a protein of 400 amino acids. Gene Ontology annotation, biological process: magnesium ion transport. The record is from RefSeq and is a predicted model, not a curated record. Gene Ontology annotation, molecular function: magnesium ion transmembrane transporter activity. The transcript is spliced from 3 exons.
AUGGUGGAGGACAAAUAUGUCGGCUUGGCUUUGGCCAUACUGUCGACGAUGGCCAUUGGGACAAGCUUUGUCAUAACUAAAAAAGGGUUACUGGAGGCAAGCGAGCGGCAUGGAUUUGAAGGUGAAGGCUUUGCAUAUUUGAAAAGUCCUACGUGGUGGGGCGGCAUCGUGACCAUGGUACUCGGUGAAGUGGCCAAUUUCGCAGCAUAUGCUUUUGCGCCGGCCAUACUGGUAACGCCGUUGGGAGCGCUCAGUGUUUUGAUCGGUGCCGUACUGGGGUCAUACUUUCUCAAAGAAGAUUUGGGUACGCUGGGGAAACUUGGAUGUGCCUUAUGUCUCAUUGGGUCUGUCAUAAUAGUGCUGCAUGCACCCCCGGAUAAGGAGAUUCAAACUGUGGAUGAGAUAUUGCAGUAUGCCAUACAUCCAGGUUUUCUUCUCUACUGUGCUGCGGUUGCCAUCUUCUCCAGCGUUAUGAUCUAUAAGGUCGCUCCAAAGCAUGGAAAGAAAAACCCUCUGAUAUUUAUCUCAAUCUGUUCCACGGUUGGAUCUGUAUCCGUCAUGUCAGUCAAGGCUUUCGGUAUCGCCUUGAAGUUGACUUUGAACGGGAACAACCAACUUACCCACCCAUCGACUUACGCUUUUGCCAUCGUCACUGUAUGUUGCAUAUUGACCCAGAUGAACUACUUUAACAAAGCUCUUAGUCAGUUCUCAACUUCUAUAGUCAAUCCGCUAUACUAUGUUACCUUUACGACUUUCACAUUGGUUGCGUCUUUCAUCCUCUUCCGGGGUUUCAAUACAACUGAUGCGGUGAACACUCUUUCUCUUUUGAGCGGAUUCUUGGUGAUAUUCACGGGAGUCUACCUGUUAAACCUAUCACGUGGCGAUCCCGACGGUCAAAAACUUCUUAAUGGCCAUAUCUCGGGUGGAGUUCCUACGGACGGGAUAACAGGCCUGCAGACUCGGAGAAGCAUGCAGUUACGUCGAAGCAUAGAUGCUAGUCGAGCUAGCACUGGUAGUGCCGGCUUUGGCUCGAGAGGGGAAAGAGGAGUAUUGAUGCACUCAUUCGAAGAGAACAACGUCGGACUCGGCCUAGAGGAACUCGCGGAGGACAGCGAUGAAGACCAAGGACUGAGCCGUUCAAGUGUGAACAGCAUGAAUGGACGAUACAACGGUACCCAUCGACUUAAAGGAGAUGAUCGAUAA